Polypterus senegalus (gray bichir) is the source of this 2058-nucleotide messenger RNA. RefSeq names its product ataxin 7 like 3a (gene atxn7l3a). The coding region runs from base 717 to 1679 and encodes 320 amino acids. Gene Ontology annotation, biological process: regulation of transcription by RNA polymerase II; positive regulation of DNA-templated transcription. The record is from RefSeq and is a predicted model, not a curated record. Gene Ontology annotation, molecular function: transcription coactivator activity. NCBI's taxonomy places the organism in Eukaryota, Metazoa, Chordata, Cladistia, Polypteriformes, Polypteridae. The transcript has 12 exons. Gene Ontology annotation, cellular component: DUBm complex; SAGA complex.
GCGCGCUCCGGCCGGCACGUGCGCCCCUUACGUCCGGCCGGUGGCCGAGCGCAUCCCGGGACCGUGGGACCGCAUCUUUGUGCAGGGGGACGCUGGCACGUCCGUGAAAUCUCGGAGCUCCUGGAAGCGGGGGCGCUCCCUUAUCGCGAGUUUUGUUCUGCUCGCUUUCUUCUUCGCGAGCCUUCAGGCGUGCAGUUGUUUAAAGCACGGCGGGGCGGGCGGAGUAUUAAGCCCCGCCUCCCGACGCCUCUCAUUGGGCCCCGCCGAAUACCAGCCAUCGCGAUUGGCUAGCCGUCGCGUCAAACGGGAAGAGUGGCGCAAGAGGCCUAGCACUUUCGGUUGCACUGGGCCGCAGAAAUUGGUUUUGUUGACGGACGGCGGCGUUGCUCGAUUUUUGUUCUGUGUGUUGUUGUUUUUUUUUUCUUUCUCCCCCUGCUGCGGACGCUCGCUUUGGCCCGGAGAGCGCAGCGCUUGGUGCCCCCCGUCCGAGUCUCCCCUCGGCGCUGCCCACUCGCUAACAUGGCGGCUCAUGCGUGAGCGCGGCCCGCGGCUCGCACGCAUUCCCGGGUGGGAGGUGUUGUCUGAGCUCGGCGAUGGCGCCGACGGCUUUAUGAGAGGGAAGGAGCUGCCGGAGUCGGCCGCUUCGCAGGCGGGUGUCUACUGUCAGCAGCAUCUCGAAUAUGUGCAAAGCAAUCGGACUGCCAUAGUGUUUGCAAAUGAAAAUGGAGGACAUGACUCUGUCUGGCCCCGAUAGCAAGCAAGAGGCCAUCGCACACGAGAUCUUCAAUGAUCUUAUUGAUGACGCUUGUCUGGGGCUCUGCUUCGACGUUCAUCGAGCUGUGAAGUGCGGCUACUUCUUCUUGGAUGAAACUGACCCCGAGAGCAUGAAGGACUUCGAAAUUGUGGACCAGCCUGGUGUGGAUAUUUUUGGCCAAGUGUACAAUCAGUGGAAGAACAAAGAGUGCGUUUGUCCCAACUGUAACCGGAGCAUUGCUGCCUCGCGCUUUGCCCCUCACCUGGAGAAGUGUCUGGGCAUGGGAAGAAACAGCAGCCGGAUUGCCAACCGCAGAAUCGCCAGCAGUAACAACAUGAACAAAUCGGAGAGUGACCAGGAGGACAACGAUGACAUCAAUGACAAUGACUGGUCAUAUGGCUCAGAAAAGAAAGCUAAGAAGAGGAAGUCUGAUAAGAAUCCAAAUUCUCCCCGAAGGUCAAAGUCUAUUAAGCAUAAAAACGGAGAGCUGAGUGCUGGCAACGCGGAGCCCUACAAGUAUGCUUACAACUCGGGAAUCAAUUAUGAAACCCUGGGCCCCGAGGAGCUGCGCUCCCUGCUGACUACGCAAUGCGGAGUCCUCUCGGACCACGGCAAGAAGAUGUGCCCACGCGCCCUCCCAGACGCAGAAGGCAGUGGAGAGAACGACGCUUAUGAGCCCCCCGAGGGUCAGGCCCCCUUGAGCCGGCUUCAGUGGGACGGUUCCUCCGACAUUUCACCUUCUGACUCUGCUUCCUCCAAAGCAAGCACCAACAAUUCUGAGUCCAAGAAAACCAAAAAGAAGAAGCCACACAUGGGCCUGGGCAGUGCCCCGCAGCCGGGGGUGCCAAGCUCGUCGUCGAGCAAGAAGAAGAAGCCCAAACCGCCAGCUGCACCAAACCCCAACAUCUACGAUGACAUCAACUGAAGGGCGAGGGGAGCAGCUGGCACAAGCUGCCCUCCUUCUACUUUCGUUCGUUUUGUUCUUCGCCCGCCACGCCACGUUGUCUGGAAGGCUCGUGUGUGGCCAAGCGUAUGGGAGGGCCGGCAGAUUCCUUCCUCAGACUGGUUUCCAGUGGGGAGGCUACUGGUGCAUGUGUGUGAGCGGCCCCUGCUGGCCAGGUGCCGCCCAAGUGAACACUAAGACGGUGGUGGAUACUCCAUGUGACAAGCUGCAGGGCACUGUUUUUUGGGGGUCGUGUUGCUUCUUUCCGUGUUUUGACAGUGAAAUGGAUUUGUUUUUAUUUUUGGGAGGUCUGGUGGUCUGAGGCAGCGAGCUGAGGAACCGUUGCACUUUACGCCCGCCC